AUGGCAGCAAACAAUCACACAACUAUGGUAGAGUUUGUCCUGCAGGGAUUCUCUGGGGACCCUCGACUCCAGGCUUUCUUGUUGGUCUUCUUCCUCCUCCUUUUCCUCCUGGCUCUUUCAGGAAAUGUCCUCAUUGUCACGGCCAUCAGCCUGAAUCCAGGCCUUCACACUCCAAUGUACUUCUUCCUCACAAACCUGGCCAUGUUAGACAUCGUCUGUACAUCCACCGUCCUCCCCAAGCUGCUGGAGGGGCUGGUGGCCAAGAGCAGCAGCAUCUCCUACCGGGGCUGCAUGACCCAGCUCUUCUUCCUGACGUGGUUCCUGGGGGCCGAGCUGCUGCUGCUCACGGCCAUGGCCUAUGACCGCUUCACCGCCAUCUGCCGCCCGCUGCACUACAGCACGCUGAUGAGCCGGCCCGUCUGUGUCCUGCUCGCGGGCAGUGUGUGGGUGAUCAGUGCAGUCAGCACAUCUGUGCACACGGGCCUGAUGGCACAGCUCCAUUUCUGUGGCCCCAACCAGAUCCGUCACUUUCUGUGUGAAGUCCCCACACUGCUGCUGCUGUCCUGCAGCCCAACCACCCUAAACAACAUCAUGAUCGUCAUCGCAGAUGCUUAUUUUGGUGUGGUCAACUUCCUACUGACCAUGGUGUCCUACGGCUACAUUGUGGCCAGCAUACUGCGCAUCCGCUCAGCCGAGGGCAAGCAGCGAGCCUUCUCCACCUGCUCCGCCCACCUUGUGGUGGUCACCCUGUACUACUCCACCGUCAUCUACACUUACGUCCUCCCUGGCUCCGGCUCCUCCAUGGAAAAAGGCAAGGUGGUUGCUUUGUUGUACACGGCAGUCAGUCCCACCCUAAACCCCCUCAUCUACUCUCUGAGGAACAAGGACGUCAAAGUGGCCCUCAGGAAGGUGAUUCCCUCCAUCCAAUGA
This is a messenger RNA of Castor canadensis (American beaver), 930 nucleotides long. RefSeq names its product olfactory receptor 13A1-like. Gene Ontology annotation, cellular component: membrane. Gene Ontology annotation, biological process: G protein-coupled receptor signaling pathway. Gene Ontology annotation, molecular function: G protein-coupled receptor activity; olfactory receptor activity. The record is from RefSeq and is a predicted model, not a curated record. NCBI's taxonomy places the organism in Eukaryota, Metazoa, Chordata, Mammalia, Rodentia, Castoridae.